Molecule: messenger RNA, 2164 nt
Organism: Quercus lobata
Lineage: Eukaryota; Viridiplantae; Streptophyta; Magnoliopsida; Fagales; Fagaceae
Product: E3 ubiquitin-protein ligase ORTHRUS 2-like
Exons: 9
Coding region: 57-2150 (697 amino acids)
Biological process (GO): negative regulation of gene expression via chromosomal CpG island methylation; protein ubiquitination
Molecular function (GO): metal ion binding; ubiquitin protein ligase activity
Source: RefSeq, a predicted model, not a curated record
CUAUUGUGUUUCAGCUUACAUAGUACUCCCCAAAGUCCAAACACUCGCAAAUCCUAAUGGCUCAACAAGUUUACGACCUUCCUUGUGAUGGUGAAGGCAUUUGCAUGGCUUGCAAGAACAAGCCCACGGCUGAGGAAUCUGUCACGUGCAAGACAUGUGCCACGCCGUGGCAUGUCACGUGCCUCUCUGUUCGUCCCAGCUCCUUAGCCGAUACUCUCCAAUGGGACUGCCCUGACUGUUCUCUGCUCUCUGCUACCCCGGUUCCUGUCUCCGACGCCGGAGAAUCGUCAAGUUCCGGCGGCCUUAUUGCCGCGAUUUGCGCAAUCGAGUCAGACUCGUCGUUGACUGAUCGUGAGAAAGCUAAGAGAAGGCAGCAGCUGCUGUGUAAAGACGCGGGACCGUCAGAUCAUAAGGAGGUGACUAACGGUGAUAACAACCUCUUCAGUAUUCUCGAUGGUCUUCUGAACUGUUCCUUCUGCAUGCAAUUACUGGAAAGACCUGUGUCGACUCCUUGUGGUCACAACUUCUGCCUGAAGUGUUUCACAAAAUGGAUAGGGCGAGGAAAACGCAAUUGUGCGAAUUGUCGCAAGCAAAUCCCACCGAAGAUGGCAAGACUUCCUCUGAUAAACUCUACACUUGUCACUGUCAUACGAAUGGCCAAGAUGGCAAAAGCCAAUGCUGCAGUUGGGCCGUCAAGGGAUUAUCCUGUUAUCCGUAACGAAGAUCGCCCGGAUAAGGCAUUUUCGACUGAACGAUCAGUAAAAUCGGGAAAUGCUAAUGCAGCUAGUGGAAAGAUAUUUGUGACUACACCUAUGGAUCAUUUUGGGCCAAUUCUCCCAGAAAAUGAUCCGAAGAGAAAUCAAGGUGUGCUGGUAGGGGAGACUUGGGCAAGUAGACUUGAGUGUAGGCAAUGGGGUGUACACAAUCCUCAUAUUUCAGGUAUUGCUGGGCAGUCGAAGCAUGGUGCCCAAUCAGUGACCCUCUCUGGAGGCUAUGAAGACGAUGAGGAUCAUGGCGAAUGGUUCCUAUACACAGGGAGUGGUGGAAGGGACCUUAGUGGCAAUAAACGCACAAACAAGGAACAUUCUUUUGAUCAGCAGUUUGAAAAUUCUAAUGAGGCAUUACGACUAAGUUGCCGGAUGGGUUAUCCUGUUCGUGUGGUGAGGUCUCACAAGGAGAAACGCUCUUCCUAUGCCCCUAAAGAUAGGUUACGUUAUGAUGGGAUUUACAGAGUUGAGAAAUGCUGGCGGAAAACUGGGAUUAAAGGAUUUAAGGUAUGUAGAUAUCUUUUUGUUAGAUGUGACAAUGAUCCUGCCCCAUGGACAAGUGAUGUUCAUGGAGACCGUCCAAGACCACUGCCCGUCAUUGAGGAGUUAAAUGUUGCGAUUGACAUAACUGAAAGGAAGGGAUCUCCAUCCUGGGACUAUGAUGAGGAAAAAGUUUGCUGGAUGUGGAAGAAACCUCCACCAUGUAGUAGAAAGCGGGCCAAUAAUGGACAUUCAGAAGAAGGGAAGAGAACGAAGAAAGUUAAACGGCAAGCACAAAAUAAGUCUGUAAAAGAGAAACUUCUAAAAGAGUGUAGCUGCUACAUUUGCAAGAAGGUGAUGACUUCUCCACUUACUACCCCUUGUGCUCAUAACUUCUGCAAAAGCUGCCUAGAGAGUGCCUUUGAUGGUCAAAGUUUCGUGAGACAGAGGACAUGUGAAGGCAGACGAACAUUACGAGCACAAAAGAACAUCAUGAAAUGCCCUUCGUGUUCAAAUGACAUAGCUGAGUUUCUUCAGAACCCCCAGGUUAACAGAGAACUGAUGGAGGUGAUAGAAUCACUACAACGCGAAAUUGCAAAGGAAAAUAAGGAGUCAAAAGAAGAAACUGAUGGCAUCCAUGAGAAUCCAAAAGGAGUCGAUGUGAGUAAUGAAAUUGUGGAGGAAGCCAAAGAAAAUAACUUGAAAGGUCAGAUUGAAAGUGAAAUCCAGCUAACAGAAAAGAUGAAAGAGACCAGUUGCAAAUGUACACAAAAACGUGGUAAAAAGAAGGGCAGCACAUCUUGUAAGCGACUUGAUGAUGGAAAAAAUGGCGUUGAUCCUUUGGAACCUGAAAAAGCUGCCAGUGAAGAAUUACAAGAUCCUAUUGCAGAGAGCAAAGUUUAACGGACCAUCAAGUU